Xenia sp. Carnegie-2017 is the source of this 4900-nucleotide messenger RNA. RefSeq names its product 3'-5' RNA helicase YTHDC2-like. The record is from RefSeq and is a predicted model, not a curated record. NCBI's taxonomy places the organism in Eukaryota, Metazoa, Cnidaria, Anthozoa, Malacalcyonacea, Xeniidae. Gene Ontology annotation, cellular component: intracellular anatomical structure. Gene Ontology annotation, molecular function: ATP binding; RNA binding.
AAAAAUCAGGCUGCAUCAUAGAAACAGAUUUAUAGUACUUCAACUCUCGUCCCUGUGCAACGUUUCAAUUUGACCAACUUGCAUCCUGGAAGAUGAGAAUUAGUGUGAAAUAUGGCGGAUAAUUCAUGCAACAGGGCAACAAAUACUUCAAAGAAACAAGAGAUUUUCGUUAAAGAAGAACUCAAAAUCGCCGUGAAAUUGUCGUUGGAUAAAUUUAGAUAUGACGAAGAAAGGAAAGAAAUGGAAUUCCCAUCAUCGUUUACUGCAACAGAACGUGCCUACAUCCACAGACUUUGCCAGAGUUAUGGCAUGAUCACAAAAGCAAGGGGUGUGGAAGCAACCGUCAUCUUACAGUUCGCAAAGCUGAUGAAGAAAGGUGUAGCACAAUUGGUGGUGUUCAUUUGACAACCUCGUCAUGUCAACAAAUAAAACAACUUUUGCAAAGGUUUCCAUUGACAACGAAGGAGAAACAGGAUCUCAUGCCUAAACGAGAAAGGAGUGCAGACUCGGGAAAUAAUGAUUGUGGUAAAUCACCAAAGGACAAUAACAAGCAUAAUGGAAGACUUAAUACUUCUCCUCCUUUGAUUCCUUCACCAACACAGAAUAAUGAACUCACGGAGAGUCGAAGUGCCUUACCUAUCAUGGAGAUGAGAGAGCAAAUAUUAAAGAAAAUUGAAAGCAAUAAAGUGAUUAUUAUCUGUGGUGAAACUGGCUGUGGAAAAACAACUCAGGUCUCCCAGUACAUCAUGGAACAUUUUGCAGCCAAGUCAAGACCAUGUCGUAUCGUUUGCACUCAGCCACGAAGAAUUUCUGCAAUAUCUGUUGCUGAGCGUGUUGCUAUGGAGAGAGGUGAAAGAUGUGGACAAACUGUUGGUUAUCACAUUAGACUUGACAGUAGAACAUCGUCAAAAACCAUUUUGACAUAUUGUACAAAUGGCAUUCUUUUAAGAGCCCUAAUAGCUGGUGAUGGAAAUCUGUCUUCAAUAACACAUAUCAUUGUGGAUGAAAUUCAUGAAAGAGAUCGCGUCACAGAUUUUCUUCUUAUUUCCUUACGAAAUCUCUUGUCCAUAAACCAAAGCAUAAAGUUAAUCUUAAUGAGUGCAGCAUUGGAUAUCAAAUUAUUUACGAAUUAUUUUGAUGGUUGUCCUGUAGUAAAUGUACCUGGUCGAUGUUUCGACGUUAAAACUUUGUUCUUGGAAGACGUUUUAAAAAUCACUGGACAUCAGAACAAAAAAAUGUCAUACUUACGACAGAACAGCGAUAAUGAACAGCGAAAGAUCUCUGACAAAGAGAAAAAAGUGACAAUUCAAGAACCCGAAGUCAAGAUCUUAAUGGAUGCUCAGGAGAAGGAGGUUCUUAAAGAAAAUGACAUUGGUAAUAAGACAGAUGGUGGAUAUGAUGAGACGGAAGAAAUCAAUGCUGUAGAAGAUCUGACAUUGAACGAUGAUUUAAAUAAUGAGUGUGAAGAAGAUGUUGAUUUCGAUGCAGCCAACGAAAUGGAUUCCGCAAUCUUUGAGGCAUUUUUGAACGGUUGUGAAGAUUCUUACGCUCAAAUCUUGCAUUUAGUGAUGAACGAAGGAAUCAAUGUUGAUUAUCGUCAUUCGGAAACAAAAGCAACAUCUUUGAUGGUCUGUGCUGGUCGGGGAUCUCUUGAUAUGGUAGAGCAACUCUUGAAUCUUGGCGCUGAUCCACAGUUGACUGAACCAAACAAUUCGUGGAAUGCCGCUGACUGGGCACGAAACUGGAAACAUGAAGAAGUGGCUCAGUUCAUUGAAUCUUACCUAUCCCAGCGAUCAAAUCAAGUUAAAGAGAUUCUUCUGGAACAGCAGUCAGCAAAGUUAAAUAAUGAAAGCAAAGAACUGUUGAGUCUUUAUCACAAAACGUUUGACGACGAUAGGGUCGAUCUAUCAUUGAUAUUCAACUUACUUAAAUAUAUUUGUGGCUCUGAAUCUACUGGAGCGAUACUUGUUUUCUUACCUGGUUAUGAUGAUAUUGUUACUCUUAAAGAACAGCUUUGCUCCUCGAAAGAGUUUGGAAAUACCAGAAUGUUCAAUAUCUGUUGUCUUCAUUCAUCUAUGCAACCGUCUGAGCAGAAGAAAGCUUUCCGUAAAAUGACUGAUGGAACACGUAAAAUUAUAUUGUCAACAAAUAUUGCCGAGACAAGUGUUACAAUUGACGAUGUUGUAUUUGUCGUUGACAGUGCUAAAGUUAAAGAAAAAUCAUUUGAUCCACUGUUCGUAUCAAUGCUUGAAACUGUUUGGAUUUCCAAAACUAGUGCCAUUCAGCGACGUGGAAGGGCUGGAAGAUGUUCUUCUGGUGUAUGUUAUCAUCUCUGCAGCCGAGUAAGAUACGAAAGUCUUCAGGAAUUUCAAAUUCCAGAGUUGCUUCGAUCUCCUUUACAGGAACUUUGUCUUCAUACGAAACUUCUAUCGGGUACUGGAACUUCUAUAGCCGAGUUUUUAUCUCGAGCACCUGAGCCUCCUCCGUACCUCGUACUACGAAAUGCGGUCGAAACUCUAAAGGGCAUGGAUGCAUUAGAUCAAUGGGAAGAUUUGACUGAGUUAGGUCGCCUUUUGGCAGAAUUACCCGUUGAACCUCGUCUGGGUAAAAUGGUUUUAUUUUCCGUUAUUCUGAAAUGUCUUGAUCCUGUCGUCGUUGUUGUAUCUGCUAUGGCGUAUAAAGAUCCAUUUAUUUUACCAAUUAAUGCUGCUGACAAGAGGUUGCUGGCUCAACUAAAGAAACGUCUUGUGGGGCAAUCGUAUAGCGAUCAGUUUGUUGUGCUGAAAAUAUUUCGAGGCUGGCAAAAGGCUCGCGCUGAAGGAUGGGACAAAAGUUACUGUAGGAAAAAUUUUCUUUCUGCUGGAACAAUGGAAAUGAUAUCUGGAAUGAGGUCUUUAAUUCUCGGUCAGCUCAAAACAAUGGGCUUUAUACGACAGCGCGGCUCGUGCGAUGGGCGAGAUCUAAAUAUAAAUUCAGGAAACUGGACUGUUGUUAAAUCCGCUUUAUUUGCUGGUUUGUAUCCCAGUCUAGUUUAUGUUGAUAAGAAGUCUAAUAAACUUGUGGCAAAGAAAGAGAAAAAAGUACGUUUUCAUCAUUCGACAAGUUUGUUCUCGACGGCUAACACAAAAUCAUCCCUCACGAAGCUCCAUGCCGAUGCUAUUAACAAGCUACCUGGUGAUUGGCUGUUUUAUGAGGAAAUGUCAAGAGCUGCACAUUUCGUGCAUGUGAAAUCAUGUUCUCUUAUAUCCUCCAUUACCGUUGCUCUGUUCUCGGGUCCCUGCUUAUCCUCCGAUAAGAUCGACUCUAAGUCUGACGUGUCUCUUAGUAAGCGUUCUGCAAAUUACGAAGGAGUUUUAAGUGAAAGCAGUGAUAGCGAAAGCGAGGAGCCUGGUAAUGACGAACCGUUCAAAAAUGUCGUGCCCAUGAAGAUUCAUGAUUUUGUCCAGUUUAAUGAAAAACAAGAGAUUGUUACUCUUGUGGAGUUUCUUAGGCACAAACUUCAAGCGUUGAUAACGAGAAGAUUGAAGUUUCCAUCUCGACCUUUAUCUCAAGUGGACGAGUGUGUAUUACGUGCAAUUGUUAAUGUGCUGACGCAACAAGAAGAAGCUUUGGGAAUCCAUCAAGCUUAUCAGAAAUCUCAACGAACGUUACGACUCGGAAAUGGGUUCGGAAAGUCUGAUAAUACAAGGGCAGAGGAAACUGAGUUUUCUGAUCGCAAUGAAAGGAACAAAAACAUUGGACAAAAUCAAGGCCGUGACAAGGGACAAAGAGAAUCAUGCAGGAGUUUGAAUUUUGAUCAAUACAAUAAACCUGUGGAGGAUUCAAUAACGAAAGAUUUAAACUGCAAAUAUGACGUUCGAUAUUUUAUCAUGAAAUGUAACAAUCAAAGAAAUCUUGAUAUCGCCAUGGCUAAGAGCAUUUGGGCAACCACUCCAUCCAAUGAAAAAAAACUUAACAAAGCCUUCAAGGAAAGCAAAAGGGUCAUUCUUAUAUUCUCCGUUCAAGGCAGCGGUCAUUUUCAAGGUUAUGCCAACAUGACGUCAUUCAUUAGCCGUGAAAAAUGUCGUGAGUUUGGAUCUAAUCUUCUCACUGGUUCAUUCACGAUCACGUGGUUGAAAUGCGAAAAUAUUCCAUUUCAACAUGUCCAUCAUCUCAUAAAUCCAUGGAAUGACAACAAGAAGGUUCAAAUCAGUCGUGAUGGGCAGGAACUGGAACCGAGUAUUGGUGAUGCUUUGUGCAAAAUUUGGUGCAUAGAGGAAAGCAAUAAACCACAAAUAUCACGACACAGCCGUCACUUGAACCAAGAGAAUUCGUACGAAGGAUAUAUUCCUCGAUCGUUGGAGCAAUCCCAAAUGCAAAAUCCUUCCCAAUGGCAUCAUGGGAUACCGACGUCAGCCGUGCCAAUGCAUACGUAUCCUCACUCAACCCAAGCCCCUAUAAUUUUUGCAGCUCAUCCUACCUCCAUGCCUAUACCCGUCCCAAUCCCCACUCAUCAACAUGGUGCCACAAUGAUGAUACCGCAGCAAGCUUACCAACAACAAGCUCAUCUACAAGCUGCUCUCACUUAUCCCACUCACACCUACCAAAUGCAAGCAGGUUACCAUCAUAAUCCACAGAUGUCUGUUGAAGGUCAGCCUGGCAUGAGUCUAAUGCAUAUGAUUGGUCAAAAGGAUUAUAUGGAUAUGCAACAACAAUGAUUGUAAAAUUAGUGGAAGAUUGUGUAGAGAUGGCUUCUAUGUUGGUAAAUUUAUAUUUUCGCAUGCAACACAAAAGAUUUCUGUAUAAUCUUUGUUGAAUUUUGUAAAACUGUGGUAUUUGAAGGCGAGGUAAUCUUGUAUUUUACUGUGGAAAAAUAUUGGGGAUCGUAAAAAAUCGUAAAAAUAGAUUUGUAAAGUGGAAA